Molecule: messenger RNA, 178 nt
Organism: Dentiscutata erythropus
Lineage: Eukaryota; Fungi; Glomeromycota; Glomeromycetes; Diversisporales; Gigasporaceae
Source: the annotation of a GenBank genome assembly
UGGUUGGGGUCUUUUUGCUGUAUUUGCUUAUUUUUCUGCAACAACCCAUAUAUUAGGUUCACAUAUAAUUUUUUCAGAAAUUUCGGGUAAUUGGUCUGGAUUUCCUGUUGAAAAAGUAGCUUUAGUGACUUCAUUUAUUUUUUUUAUAGGAAAACGCCUUCUAUAUGUACACAUUUAA